UAGAACAUCCGUUUUUUUCGGUCCUACAGAUAAAAAAAAAACACUUCGUUUUACACGAAAGAGUUAAUGACUAUAUAUCCGACAACCCUGAACACAUCACGAGUAAUGCUUGCACUUUUCUGCGAACAUGUCGCCGUAGGACUUUGCGUCCAAACUUUAGCGUUUAUUUUGCAACUUUUUGCAUGUUCGCUUAUGGCAUUGGGGUGAUUAUGCCGUGUAAGGGAAGCGCAGACUUAGUCGCAGCUAUGCAGAGGAUUUUAAUCAGCAACUGUGUCAUUUUAGUUGUGUUAUUCGGCCCAAACUUGCCGGUUUCUGAGAGUGAAGGAAUCAGUCCGGAGAGAUGUAUCGUUUGGGGUCCAGGGCUGGAUCCCGACGCAGUCUUACCAGUCCGAUACUUCUUCAUUCAGGCUGUUAGCCCUGAAGGAAGAAACCUGACUUUAUCACCAGGUAAAGGGACAUUUAAAGUGAAGAUAAGUCCUCUCAACAAGGAGGAGUACAUCCGCAUCCACGUUCCUCCACCUCUGGACAGAGGAGACGGGUCGUUUCUGAUGAGGUAUCGCCUUUAUGGAUCUGCAGUCGAAGGUCUGAAGGUUGAAGUCCUCCACCUAGAUGUUGCUGUGGCCAAGUCUCCAUACAUUGUCAAGGGCCCAGUCUAUCAUGAAUACUGUGUCUGCCCCGAAUCUGACGCCUCUGUCUGGCAGAGCGUCCUGCAGUGUCCUGCGAAUGAGCCCCAGAUUCUGGCCGACUUCAAGUCCUUUCCUACCAUCGACUUGCAGCAUCUUAGACAGGAAGUGCCACUCAAAUUUUCUAACAGAGGAGGGCUCGUUCAUUACGCCAUCAUUGACAACAAGGUGUACCGGCGCACGCUGGGAAAAUACACAGACUUCAAGAUGUUCUCUGACGAAAUGUUGCUGUCGCUGACAAGAAAGGUGAGAGUGCCCGAUGUGGAGUUUUUCAUCAAUGUGGGCGACUGGCCUUUGGAGACGAGGACGGAGGGAGCUCUUCCGAUCCUCUCCUGGUGUGGCUCUACGGAUACGCGCGAUAUCGUCCUCCCCACCUAUGAGGUGACGCACUCCACCCUGGAGGCAAUGAGAGGAGUCACUAAUGACCUACUGUCUGUCCAAGGCAACACAGGUCCCCCGUGGGUUAAUAAAACUGCUCAGGGUUUUUUCCGUGGACGAGACAGUCGGGAAGAGCGCCUCCAGCUCGUGUCUCUGUCCAAGAAAUCCCCGGAGCUGCUGGACGCCGGCAUCACAGGGUGGUUCUUCUUUAGAGACAGGGAGAAACAGGUGGGCAAAGCACCACUUGUGGGAUUCUUCGACUUCUUCAAGUACAAAUACCAGGUAAAUGUGGACGGAACCGUUGCAGCGUAUCGGUUUCCUUACCUGAUGCUGGGAAAUAGCUUGGUUCUGAAACAGAACUCGCAGUACUACGAACACUUCUACGGACAUCUAAAGGCAGGUGCUCACUACGUUUCUGUGCAGAGAAACCUGUCAGACCUUUUAGAGAAAAUCAAGUGGGCCAAAGAGAACGAUGCCGAGGCGGCUGAGAUCGCCCGAGCGGGACAGGCAGCAGCCAGAGAUCUGCUGCAGCCCAGCCGGCUGUACUGCUACUACCACAGAGUGCUGCUGACGUACGCCGAGCGCCAGGCAGGGCGGCCGACGCAACAAGCCGACAUGGAGCUGGUGACUCAGCCGGACGAUCACACAGCCGCAUGUACAUGCAGGCAGGAAGGUAACAAGACAGGACCCAGUAAGAAUGAACUAUGACUGCUCAACCAUUGUUAGUUACAGCUUCAUUCAAUGGACUUUUUUUUAGGAAAAAUCCUUGCUGACAAAGCGAGAAGCUGAUGAGUGUUACUGAUGUUUAUAGGAAACUUCUCAUACUUUUAUAAAAAAAAAAAAACAACCUUUUUUUAUCUUUGCAUCUACAGGAAGUUGUGUAUGUAAAUAAAGAGGUUACUCUUCUAACUGUGCCUUUAAGUUAAAAUAUAGAACUUUUUUAAGUUUACUUGAAAUACAGCUAAGUACAACAAUUUUUAUGCCUGUGGGAGAAUUGUGUAUGAGAUAAUCUUUUUAUUUUACCAUAUUUCUGACUAAAAGUUGUAUUCAUGGUUCAAAGUGGCCCAGCCAGAGUCCUGACUGAAAUCUGGGGAGGGAGCUAAAAAUUAGGGUGAUGGAAACGAGGCCUUCCAUCUUCACAGACAGUAGAGAGAUGUAAUCAAAAUAUCAGUGGAAACAUGGAAGGAGAUGCUCA
Molecule: messenger RNA, 2256 nt
Organism: Xiphophorus couchianus (Monterrey platyfish)
Lineage: Eukaryota; Metazoa; Chordata; Actinopteri; Cyprinodontiformes; Poeciliidae
Gene: poglut3
Product: protein O-glucosyltransferase 3
Exons: 6
Coding region: 183-1769 (528 amino acids)
Cellular component (GO): endomembrane system
Molecular function (GO): glucosyltransferase activity; protein binding
Source: RefSeq, a predicted model, not a curated record